Molecule: messenger RNA, 4254 nt
Organism: Closterium sp. Naga37s-1
Lineage: Eukaryota; Viridiplantae; Streptophyta; Zygnematophyceae; Desmidiales; Closteriaceae
Source: the annotation of a GenBank genome assembly
AGCUGGUAUCCAACAGCUCAUCCCUUAUCCCAUAUAACCCCCUCCUCCGUCCCCUUCCGCUCCGUCCCCUUCUCCUCCGUCCCCUUCCUGUCCGUCCCUUUCCCCUCCGUCCCCUUCCCCUCCGUCCCCUACCCCUCUGUCCCCUUCCCGUCCGUCCCCUUCCCCUCCGUCCCCUACCCCUCCGUCCCCUUCCCGUCCGUCCCCUUCCCCUCCGUCCCCUACCCCUCCGUCCCCUUCCCGUCCGUCCCCUUCCCGUCCGUCCCCUUACCCCCCUCCGUCUCUCCACCAAUUCCCCAGUUCGCUCGCAACGCCAAGCGCAACAUGCCAGCAGCCAUCGAGAGGUUGAAGCACAUGGUUGCCCUCCUGCCCCUCCGUUUCCCCAUCCUCUCCGUUUCCCCAUCCCUUCCGUUUCCCCAUCCCCUCCGUUUCCCCAUCCCCUCCGUUUCCCCAUCCCCGUCCCCACCCCCCUCUCGCCAGUUCGCCCGCAGGGCCAAGCGCAACGUGCCAGCAGCCAUUUUCGCCCGCAAGGCAAAGUGCAACGUGCCAGCAGCCAUUGAUCAGUUGAAGCACAUGGCCGCCCUCCUGCUCCUAUCGCAUUUGCCCCCCUUCUUAUCCUCUCUUCCCCCCUCCACCCGCUCCCCUCCUCCCUCCUUCGCCCUUCUCCAGUUCGCCUGCAAGGCAAAGCGCAACGUGCCAGCAGCCAUUGAGCAGUUGAAGCACAUGGCCGUCCUCUUCGCCCGCAAGGCCAAGCGCAACGUGCCAGAAGCCCUGCAGCAGCUGAAGCGCAUGGCUGCCCUCCUGCCGCCCCUCCCCCCCGCGCCCUUCUUCCCCUUCCCCUCCAGCCCCGCCCCUCCGCUUCCCCCUUCCGCCUCCUCCUCCCCCUCCUCCCAACUCUCCACUUCGACCGCAGAAACUGGGUUGGGGCAUCGGGAACAGGAGGGGGGAGUGGGCGGGGGAGGGGGAGGGCAAGUAGGAGGGGCAGUGGCAGGGGAAGGGGGAGGGGCAGUGUUCGGGGGAGGAGCAGAUGCAGGACAGGAGGGGAGGGGUACGGCAGAGGGUGGGGCGGUGCAGGAGAGGAGGGUUGCGGCAGGGGAUGAGGCAGUGCAGGAGAGCAGCCUUCCACAAGGGAUCGCAGAUGCAGACGCUGCCUGGCGAUCUGAUGCUCUGAGAGCGCUGAAGGAAGACGAUGAGGGGGAUGAGAGAGAUGAGGGAGAUGAGGGAGAUGAGGAAUAUGAAGAGGAGGAAGAGAGUGAGGAGGAGAUUGAGGAGGAGGAGGAAGGGGCAGAGAGGGGGGAAAGGGGGAUGGGGCAGGAGGAGAGGGCGUCGUUGGGAUGGAGACAGGGAGAAGAGAGCGAGGGGAAAGGGGCAGAUGAGGGGGUGAGCGAUGAGGAGGUGGUGGUGGCGAGUUUUGAGGCGCCUCAAGGAUCGAGACAGGGAGAAGAGAGCGAGGGGAAAGGGGCAGAUGAGGGGAUGAGCGAUGAGGAGGUGGUGGUGGCGAGUGAUGCGGCUUUUCUGCUGGCUGUGAUGGCUGCUACAGGAUUCGCAGGGGAGGUUUACCCGAGGAAUGAAACCCUGGCGCUGCACUACCUCCAACUGGCAGCGGAGACCGGCUCCAUGCAGGCCAUGGCUGCACUCGCCAGCCGCUUCCUCUAUGGCCGUGGAGUUCCCACGGACUGUGAGGCAUCACUCGCCUACUAUCGCAGCACAGCAGCAGACCUGUCAGCAGCAGCAGAAGCUUCAGGCGACCAGCAGCUGCCCAGGGACCCCGUGCGUCUGAGGGACUGGUUCCGCGACGGGGGGUUCCAGCCUCAAGCAUUUGACGAUGACCAUGCGGAGCAGGUGGAGUUUGAACAAGACCUGGCUGAGAGGGGGGUACCGGAGUCCCUUCGACUAAUGGGAUUCCGCCACCUCAUCGGCCAGGGCAUCCCCCGCAACCCCCAGGAAGCCCUGCGCCACUUCCGUUUGGCCGCUGCUGCUGGUGAUGACGUGGCAGCCUUCAACCUCGGCUACAUGCACAUGACCGGGGCAGGCGGGGCAGUUCCGAAAAACUUCACCGCUGCCCGAAAAUAUUUUCUGCAGGCGGCGUCGGGCAGGAACAAACUUGCAGCUGCCCAGAACGGGAUGGGGGUCCUGUAUCAAAACGGGUGGGGGGUGAAGCAAGACUUGAACCUCGCACGUGAAUUCUUCCUGAAAGCAGCAGAGAGAAACGACUCGGACGCUCUAUCGAACUUAGGGUAUAUUCACUUCGACGGGCUGGGUGUACCUGCGAAUGCGACCACAGCGGUGGGUUAUUUCGAGAGGGCCAUGGAUGCAGGGCAGUGGAGUGCUCCCUAUACUCUGGCUCGGAUUCUUGACGGAUCGUUGGUUUCUGCUUCUACUGCUUACUCUGCUGCUGAUGGUGCUGCUGAUUCUGCCGCUGCUACAGUUCCCCGGAACUGUUCCCGGGCGGCGAAGCUGUACGGCAUUUUUGUCUCGGAGCGCAUUGGGUGGGCGGCGGAGCUGAAGGAGGCUGCGGCGGCGUACGAGGAUGGGGACUGGUGGAGCGGUUUGGUGCGGUACGGAAUGGUGGCGGAGGAGGGGAGCAAAGUUGCAGCAGAGAACGCUGCCCAGAUGCUGAUGCGCGGACAGGGGUACUCAGCCUCCGAUCGCUAUGCUGUAGCAUUGGACCAUGUGACGAGGGCGGUGCACAUCGGGUCGGCACCAGCCAUGGUGGAUGCGGCUCUGCUCAUGCUCAUCCACCACCUACCGUCGUUAGCGCCACUCCCAUCGCCACCACCUCUCUCUGCUGUUGAUCCACACCUUUCCACACAGUCAAUCCCAGCCCUUGAUCCGCACCAUCCUGCACAGUCACUCCCAGCCGUCGAUCCACACCACCCUGCACAGUCACUCCCAGCCGUUGAUCAGAACUCCACAGAAGCACAGCCGGUUACAGGUGCUGCUGACCCGCUCCCCUGCGACCCGCUGUCUCUGCUGCAGCGGGCAGCAGACCUGCACGAGCCAGAGGCUCUCUUCCACCUCGCCUACCUCCAUAUAUCGAACGGGACACUAUCUCCCUCCCAUCUCCCGUUCCCCUGGAUCGUUUCCAGCGUCGCCGUCAUCCCUCCUCCCUCCCUUGCCUGGCAGAUUCCAUUCCAGGCACUUGAUGGGCUCAGUUCCCUCCUCGCCAUCUACUACACGCCUCUGUGCCUCAACCUCUCCGGCUCGCUGCUAUUCUUCCUCACGCUGAGAGGCAUGCACUACUACGUGCCUCUGUGCCUCAACCUCUCGGGUUUGGUUCUCUUCUUCCUCACACUGAGGGGCGUGCACAUCUCUGUGGCAGUGCCUUACUACGUGCCGCUGUGCCUCAACCUCUCGGGUUUGGUCCUUUUUCCUCACCCUGAGGGGCGUGCACGUCUCUGUGGUAGUGCCAUGCCAGUCAACAACCCUCAGUUUCCUCCUCAGUUUAACUACCAUUUCAUCCCCCAACUCAACCCUCCAUCCCCCACAGUACUACGUGCCGCUGUGCCUCAACCUCUCGGGUUCGGUCCUUUUUUCCUCACACCGAGGGGCGUGCACGUCUCUGUGGCAGGCCCAGUCAGCAACCUCUGCAGCCUCCCACCCUCAGUUCCUCUCUUCAAUAUACCCACUUCUGCACACCCCCCACCCUCCUCCCUUCUCCCCCCUUCCCGGUACUACGUGCCGCUGUGCCUCAACCUCUCGGUACUACGUGCCGCUGUGCCUCAACCUCUCGGGUUCGGUCCUUUUUUCCUCACACUGAGGGGCGUGCACGUCUCUGUGGCAGGCCCAUACUACGUGCCGCUGUGCCUCAACCUUUCGGGUUCGGUCCUCUUUUUCCUCACACUGAGGGGCGUGCAUGUCUCUGUCGCUGUGCCAGUCAGCAACGGUGCCACCUUUGCCUUCAACGCAGCAGCAGGCUAUGCGUUCGGGGAGAAAAUACAGCCAGCGUUGGCAUUAGGGGUGGAUACCGCGCGUGUCGCCGUGUCCAGUAGCGGGGCUGCCUAUAGAGGAGCUGGACGAGCACCUCAACUUCCGCCACGAAUUUCCCCCUGCAUUCUCCCUUCCCCCCUCCCCCCUCCGCAGUGGAUACCGCGCAUGUCGCCAUGUCCAGUAGCGGGGCUGCCUAUAGAGGAGCUGGACGAGCACCUCAACUUCCGCCGCGGGUACUCGCUGGGCUUCGUGGACGACGCGGAGGACAAGACGCACAUCCUGCCCGUGCUGCGAGCUGUGCUGGACCCUGCCAUGCACGCCAGGUGA